Molecule: messenger RNA, 456 nt
Organism: Acanthosepion pharaonis
Lineage: Eukaryota; Metazoa; Mollusca; Cephalopoda; Sepiida; Sepiidae
Source: the annotation of a GenBank genome assembly
AUGUCUAUACCUUUCUAUCUAUCUAUCUCUGUUUAUAUCUAUCUAUUUCUGUUCCUAUUUAUCCAUCUGUCUAUUUAUCUCAGAUCCUAUCUAUCUGUUUCUAUCUAUCUUCCUAUCGAUCAAUCUAUGCACCUUUCUAUCUCUUUUCAUAGCUAUCUCUAUCUUCCUAUCCAUCCAUCUAUGUUUCUAUGUAUAUAUCUAUGUUCCUCACUAUCUAUCCCUAUCUAUGUUCCUAUCUAUCUAUCCCACUAUCUAUCUCUGUUCAGAUCUAUCUAUUCAUCUCUAUUCCUAUCUAUCUCUGAUCAAAUAUAUCUCAGUUCAUACCUAUCUAUAUAUAUAUAUCUGUUCAUAUCUGUCAAUCUAUGUUCUUAUCUAUCUAUCUAUCUAUCUAUCUAUCUAUCUAUCUAUCUAUCUAUCUAUCUAUCUAUCUAUCACUGUUCAUAUCUGUUUCUAUGA